Molecule: messenger RNA, 2490 nt
Organism: Cephus cinctus (wheat stem sawfly)
Lineage: Eukaryota; Metazoa; Arthropoda; Insecta; Hymenoptera; Cephidae
Gene: mtm
Product: myotubularin-related protein 2
Exons: 8
Coding region: 331-2292 (653 amino acids)
Molecular function (GO): phosphatidylinositol-3,5-bisphosphate 3-phosphatase activity
Source: RefSeq, a predicted model, not a curated record
UAUCAACAACGAUGAUUGACUUUUAUUUAAUUAUCCUUUCUUGAUUAAUAUAUUUGUGAAGGAGCCUGUACAAUUUUGAAUUUUUAAGUUGAAGCGUGGCGCACGUGGGAAUGAAACAGCGACAUCUAUAUUCUGUUUAGGGCAAAAUGGCUGCUCCUGUCAAACACAGGUCGAAGUGACAGAAGGAUUUGUCGAAAAAAUAGUUUACAUAAUAACGCAACCUGCAAGCUUUUAGACACAAUUUGUACAGUGAGAUUAGUAGAUGAUCUCACUACAGACGAUGCGACUACAGCAGGAAUAGGGAGACCGGAACCCACAGCAACAAUCAGUAUGGAGAAAAGAGGAAGUGCAGAGCUUUUAAAUGCUGAGCAAAAUAAUUCAAAAAAUGCAAGCUCAGACUCACUCAAUUCGGAUAGUAAAAGCAGUUCACUCAACUCGAAGAUGGGUCAAGAAUCGGAGAGUUGGGAGAAGGCAUCACAUUCCAAGAGCUUUUCGACAAGCUCGACAUCAACUGAUAAUAAUAUUGUUUCUGCUUUAGAAGCAAAAAAAGAAAAUCAAGGAAAAAACUUGUCUGGUAGUGACACGGGGCCACCGCUUCUGAAUGGCGAAAGAGUUCAAGGGGUAGCACGAGAAGUGACGUAUUUAUGCCCUUAUUCGGGACCAGCACGAGGAGUUUUAAGUGUAACAAAUUACAAGCUUCACUUCCGGAGUAUAGAUCGCGAGACGCCAUACGUUGUUGAGGUUCCUCUAGGCGUCGUGAGCAGAAUCGAAAAAGUCGGAGGCGCUUCGAGCAGAGGAGAAAAUUCUUAUGGCAUAGAAGUCUUCUGCAAGGAUAUGAGAAACCUGAAAUUCGCGCACAAGCAGGAAAAUCAUUCCAGAAGAAAUGUCUUCGAGAAAUUGCAGCAAUAUUCGUUUCCGCUUUCGCACAAGCUGCCAUUGUUUGCUUUCGAAUAUUCUGAAACGUUUCCUGAAAACGGAUGGAAUGUAUAUGAACCAAUUGCUGAACUAAAGCGUAUGGGCGUUAACAACGAUAUGUGGAAAAUCUCUAAGAUUAAUGACUCAUACACAUUGUGCGACAGUUAUCCUGCGGUAUGGGCAGUUCCUGCUGCAGCAACGGACGAGGACCUUCAAGCGUCGGCAGCAUUUCGAAGUAGAGGUAGAUUGCCAGUGCUCUCUUGGAUCCAUCCAGAGAGUCAAGCUACGAUAACACGUUGUGCACAACCAUUAGUCGGUGUCGGCGCCAAACGUAGCAAAGAAGACGAACGAUAUGUUCAAUUAAUAAUGGACGCAAAUGCUCAGAGUCACAAACUCUUCAUAAUGGACGCGCGGCCUAUGGCAAAUGCGGUAGCAAAUAAAGCCAAGGGUGGCGGGUAUGAAAAUGAGGAUGCCUAUCAAAACGCGGAACUUGUCUUUCUGGACAUUCAUAAUAUUCAUGUAAUGCGUGAGAGUUUACGUAAGCUCAAGGAAUUGUGCUUUCCAACAAUCGACGAGACAAGAUGGCUUUCGGGUAUUGAAUCUACCGUUUGGCUUAAGCACAUCAAGUGUAUACUAGCAGGCGCCGCGAAAAUUGUUGAUAAAGUUGAGAAUCAUAAGACUUCUGUACUCGUGCAUUGUUCUGAUGGAUGGGAUAGGACUGUUCAGCUUACGGCACUUGCUAUGCUCAUGCUGGAUCCUUAUUAUAGAACUAUCAAAGGUUUUGAAGUGCUCAUAGAGAAAGAGUGGCUUAGUUUUGGGCAUAAAUUUCAGCAGAGAAUUGGUCAUGGCGAUGAACAUCACAGUGAUGCUGAUAGAUCACCGGUUUUUGUUCAAUUUAUGGACUGCGUCUGGCAGAUCAGUCAACAAUUUCCAAAUGCUUUUCAAUUUAAUGAACACUUUCUUAUUACUAUACUGGAUCAUCUUUAUUCCUGUCGUUUUGGCACUUUCCUCUUUAGCAGUGAUCGUGAACGAGUUCAAGAACAAGUAAAACAGAGAACGGUGUCUUUAUGGUCUUAUACAAAUAGUCAAUUGUCCUUGUACCAAAAUUCUCUUUAUUGGGCUGGUCCACAUUAUCAAUUGGUAUUAAUGCCAACUGCCAGUAUGAGAUAUAUAAAACCGUGGAAAAGUCUUUACUGCCGGUGGAAUCCCAGUAUGCGACAGCAGGAUCCCGUUUACCAACGAACAAGGGAACUUCUAGUCCAAAAGGAACAGCUUGAAAAACAAGUGAUGGAAUGUCGUCGCGAGCAAGCUUCGAGAGCCAACAGAUCAUUAACGUCACCUGCACCCCCUAGGUUACAUUCCCCAGUUCACUCAUAGCCCCCAGACUGAGUGAGUCUGUAUAAUGAUCUGUAGUUCUUUUUAUUUUAUUAUAUAUUUUUUUCUUGUAAAUGAGCUACUACGCUUAAGAUUCCGUUAAGCCGACCGACCUGUACACAAAAUAGCUUUGACUGAAUCAAGCUUUGCCGUGUAUAAAGCGCUUGUUGAUAAUAAUAAAAAAGAAAAGGGAGAAAUAAA